AUGUUGUGUAAGUACAUUCGUAAGUCCUUGAGAAUCAUUACCUACCGAACCAAAAAUAAGCCAUCACCACAGUUCGGUGAAAGAAAGGCAAUACCAAUGCAUACUGGUAGCAUUUUAGCUACAUUUCCACCUGGUGUAGAUUAUAAUAAUAAACAAUUCUUUGGAUAUUUAACCCUUUAUAACUCGACACUAUCUUCUUUUUCCAAUAUCAUCAACUGGACCAACUAUACCAAUAUUGUGACAGAGUUCGAUCAAUGGGAUCCUAGUCUGUUAACAGAGUUGAUUGAGUACUCUCAUCAAAGAGGUGUUGCUGUCCACCAUAUGCAUGCAUUGGGCUGUUCCAGUGGAUCUUCGUUCUGCAAUGACUAUUUCGCCAACUCUCAAUAUAUUUACGAUAUUGACUACAUGGCUAAAAUGGGAGGUGAUGGUUUCCACAUGGAUAUCGAAGGUUCUUUUGACUACGACACCUACAAAGAGGAAUGGACCAAAGAGGCAUUCGGUUAUUUGAAAUCCAAGAAUAACAACUAUAUCGGUUCAUUAGCAGUUGGUUGCUAUAGUCCUGAACAUUACAAUUCGGAUUACGCAGAUUUUUUCAUCUUGAUGUGCUACGACAUGGGAUGGGGUUCCAAUCCACUAGCGCCAAACUCACCAAUCGCCACGGUUAGAGCCAGAGUUGAAGAGUGGAAACCCUUUGUUAACCAUCUAGGAAAGAUUAUUAUUGGUCUACCGAUUUACGGUUACUUUGCUGACUGUGUAAACAUGGACUACGGACUCUUUGGAACUACCUGUCACAUCGAUGGUGAAAAUGGAAACAAUUCCACCGGAAUAAGUGGUAUCUACCAACUGGAGAAUCAAUACUCCUAUGUAUCCUACCAAACUCUACCAACUGGAGAGCCUUUCGCAAAUGUAGUUACAGAUACAGAAACUUGGUCGAUUCGACAAUAUCAAUACGACACUCCAGCUUCACUCUAUGCCAAAACUGUAUCAAUGGGUGUUGGUGGCACUGCAAUUUGGAGACUUGACUUUUUCAUUGGCCUCCAAACAACUAAAUUGAAUUCAUUCUAUGUUGCAUUAUCGCCAAAUAAUUUAUAA
Molecule: messenger RNA, 1092 nt
Organism: Heterostelium album PN500
Lineage: Eukaryota; Evosea; Eumycetozoa; Acytosteliales; Acytosteliaceae
Product: glycoside hydrolase family 18 protein
Exons: 2
Coding region: 1-1092 (363 amino acids)
Biological process (GO): chitin catabolic process
Cellular component (GO): extracellular region
Molecular function (GO): chitinase activity
Source: RefSeq, a predicted model, not a curated record